AAUUUACUAAAAUUUAUUACAAGUGAGAAAUCUUCAUAUACUCAUCUUAUUUACUUUUCUAAAAAUAGAAAUAAUCUUUUCCUUUUCAAGAUGGAUUUAACAAGAAGUUCAUUAAUAAUUGUCAGUUUAUUUAUACAGAUUUUAUAUGUUAAAUCACAAUCAAAUUGUAAUUUUACCAAUCUUAUGGAAUGUUGCAGUAUUGAAGGUGGAAAACAAGCACUAACUUUUAUUCAAAGUCAACCUACUGGAAUUAAUACUGAACAAGUCGUAAAAUACUAUACGGAUUUGUGCAAGUUUCGUACGUUGAAUGAACAAGCAUCAUUUAUUAAAGCACAAUAUGAUAAAUUAUCAACUGCUGAUUUAACUACUAUGUUUACUACACCUAAACCUACAGAAAAAUCUACUAUUACACCUAGAACUACAAAGCAACCUACCAUAAGUACACAGAAACUUACUGCAACUAGAACUACACAGCAACCUACUAUAAGUACACAGAAACCUAGUGCAACUAAAACUACAGAGAAAUCUACUAUUAAUAUAUCAAGAAGUACAGAAAAAUAUACUGCACAAAUAAUGAACAAAACUAAAGCUCCAUAAGUGUUUGAAUGUUCGCUGGGAAUAAAUUUGGACAAUGUCAGUAGUAAAACAAAACAAACAAAAAAAUAACCCAGUUCAUAUCUGUAGCAAUGUAGACAAUUAAUUAGUAAAUACAAAUAUAUAAAUUACAUGAAUA
This is a messenger RNA of Schistosoma margrebowiei, 733 nucleotides long. NCBI's taxonomy places the organism in Eukaryota, Metazoa, Platyhelminthes, Trematoda, Strigeidida, Schistosomatidae. The record is from the annotation of a GenBank genome assembly.